Anneissia japonica is the source of this 1282-nucleotide messenger RNA. RefSeq lists its product as uncharacterized. NCBI's taxonomy places the organism in Eukaryota, Metazoa, Echinodermata, Crinoidea, Comatulida, Comatulidae. The transcript is spliced from 6 exons. The coding region runs from base 116 to 859 and encodes 247 amino acids. Gene Ontology annotation, biological process: cell-matrix adhesion. Gene Ontology annotation, molecular function: calcium ion binding. Gene Ontology annotation, cellular component: extracellular region; lysosome. The record is from RefSeq and is a predicted model, not a curated record.
AUAUGGUUUGACAGGAACUGCGCUCGACCAGCGCCCUUAUGAUUCUGAAGAUUUUCACUCAUCUGUCUAGUCUUAGUAGGCCUAGCAUUUUGGGUUCGGCAUUCAAUUCAUCAACAUGGAUUCCACCAGAUUUAUCGUGUUGCUCAUAAGUGUGUGCUGUUUGUAUUGUGCCUCUGCCCAGGAUCGAUGUUGCUUUCCAAAGCGGUACAGAAUCGACUAUGACUUGGAUUUCAUAUUCAUUCAGGCAGACGGUUUUUUAGGCUUUCAUCCAACCAACCUCAGUAUCACAUACGACUUCAUUAAGCCACGCGCCUUGUUGAGGACUGGUACUUUCGACGUUGCAACCGGGACUACCACCUACGUGAACCGACUCCGCAAUUAUAACAAGAAAUUGGAAUGGGUUUUCGGGGACAAUUCUCCAAAUUGUACGAUACGGGAAUUGACUGCGCCCGAUCCACUGCGCUGUAUUCCAGAUAAUGCGGAGUUUUUGGAAGAUUACCACAUAUUGGAGGACAUUGAAGUAACCGAUUGGGAGAUUCAAUUAAAUCGAUCCGGGAUACUCGGAGAGCAACAACUGUCCGUUACCAAGGAGGGUUGCUUGCCGACUUCGGAACUAUUUCAUCUCAUUAAUUAUAAUACCAUUCCACCAAGUCCUGUCAUUCAGAUUGGAAAAUUCAAGAACUUCGAAAAAUUAUCGCAGCCACGAACCAACAAGGAGUUAAAGGUUCCUAAAACGUGUCCAAAGGAUAUUGCUAAAAAUCCGACAUUACAAAGACGGAGCAUCGACAAACAAAAGGGAGCAAAUAUCUUGGCAGAUAUGGAUACAUUAAAUGUGAUGCAACCGUUAUCAAAUUGGUAGCCAACGAUGUCGUUUUGUCGCAUAUCACCAAAGCUCGUGCGUACGAUGACGCACACGCACAAUGAAUCUGGCAUGAUGGUGUUACUUAUGAACAAGUUAUGAACAAAGAGGACAAUUUUGAUUUGUUGACGCAAACGAGUGAACUUGCGUUUGCAUCAACGUGUUUUCUCAAGCGCUGGGUGACGGUCUUGAGACUAAAACGAUCUUCAAAAUAUUGAGACAGAAGAUGGUGUGAAGAUUAUUGUAUAAUCGGUUAAUGUUUUUUUUUAAAUAUAAUUUUAAUACAAUAUAAUGUACGUUUACAAUUGUGUUAUUUAUCAUUAAGUUGGAAAAAACAAGGGGAGGGGAUUCCGAAGCAUGUACCAACCAAUACUAAUGUCUGGCCUUCUGUAUAUAAAAAAUAAAAUAUAUUAUAAACAAUAA